AUGAAUCCGACUACGCCUCUGCUGUCCCCCGACCGAACGUCAACGUCCUACAGUAACUUGACCGAAUUUCCUCCUUUGGUUCUCAGAAAUGACAAGAAGCGACGAGGGACAAAGAAGAGCUUGCGAAUCAAGAUGCAAAUUCCCUUGCUGUGCUACGCGCGUUUUAUGGUGACGAUGACAUACUUCUCCAUCUUCCCAUACGUAGCUCUGGUGAUACAGCACAAUAGUGGUUCACGGGCCACUGAUAUCGGUACAUGCGUAGGCCUCUUUGAAGUACUAUUCUUGGCUGCGCAGGCCCUGACAUCAAUGUUCUGGGUCAUCAUGGCAAACAGAUUCGGUAACAAGUCGAUACUGGUAUAUAUCCUUCUUGGGACGGCUAUCAGCUCGGUCAUUUUCGGCUUUACAUCGUCGGUCUGGCAAAUGGCACUCUGCCGGUGCUUCAUGGGGCUCGUUUCAGGUGGGGACGUCGUCAUCCGCGUUAUGAUCGGGAAACGGUGCAUGACGGAGACAGAGGCUACUCGUGGAUUCAGCCUAUCUUCCCUAGCUGGAAAUGUCGGAAUGGCCUCUGGACUUCUCAUGGGCCAUGCUCUUGUCAGCCAUUUCCGUCAAUACUCAACUAUCUUCAAGCCCGUUUCUUUUCUUGGUCAACAUCCAUUCUGCCUCCCAGGAAUUACGAUUGGCGUCAUGAGCGUAACUUGCGCCAUCGUUGCUGCACUGUUCGUGGAGGAUGCCAACGAGGCCGGAGAAGAUACCCAUUCUACGAGCUUUCUACCUCCAACCAGGACAUCUCUCCGCGAACUACUCAGGUCUCCCGGUGCCAGUAACACGGUUUCAUCGUUUAUCAAUAUAAGCCUGCUGGGUUCUGCUUUCACUGCCGUUGCAACCCUCGCACUAUACACAGACAUCGGCCAAGGCGGCCUGGAAUUACCAGGUCACGAAAUUACGCUGUACAUGAUCUGUCAGGUCGCUUUCGCAGCAUGCUGGCUAUUUUUGAUAUACCCAGCCUUAUACCGACAGUUUGGUACACAGAACAUCAUUUCAUUAAGCCCAAUUAUUUUUCCCUUCUUCUUUGUGAGUCUUAGCAUCAUGAAUGCAUUUGUUCGCUCUGGUAGCGAACCUGGUUUCUACCUAUUUCGGGUCGUUUUGGGCGUGAUGACAAUCAUGGGGCCCGCUGUCCAUAUGGCAGUUACGGCAGUCUACGUUGGCUUGCAAGAGGUUUCGCCCUGUCCUCAAGAGCUCGGUUUGCUCAAUGGAGUUGCAGAAGCGGCUUCUUGCCUUCUACAAGCGACAGUUUUAUCACUGGGGAUUUUGAUCUAUGCCUUUUGCAAUGACCCUAGUGUGACAGCUGGGUAUCUUAACUGGGUUGUCUUGUUACUGGUCGGGUUAUCUUUCUUUGUUUUAAUAUUUCCUACUUGGACGAGGCUCACAAAAAGUUAA
This is a messenger RNA of Fusarium fujikuroi IMI 58289, 1437 nucleotides long. Its product is annotated as related to tetracycline resistance protein (probable transport protein). Gene Ontology annotation, molecular function: transmembrane transporter activity. Gene Ontology annotation, biological process: transmembrane transport. Lineage: Eukaryota; Fungi; Ascomycota; Sordariomycetes; Hypocreales; Nectriaceae. Bases 1 to 1437 code for a protein of 478 amino acids. The transcript has a single exon. The record is from RefSeq and is a predicted model, not a curated record.